GGAACUGUUUUCGCCUCGCCAUUUCCUGUCAAUUAGGAGUCGUCUUCCAUCGCUUCCAACCCCCCCUCCCACACGAGUUGCAUAUAUUGUAGCCGGUGGUCUGACGCUUUGUGAGGGGCAAAGCUGUGCACCCUGGUCCGAUUUAUAUUUAUCCUCCCUCGACUCGACCUGGUACAGCCGCUCCGGGCGAACCGGCCACAAUCCCUUCACUCGUCUGUCUUGGGUUGGAAGAUUUCUACUCCUUCUUGAGUGUCUGUAGUUGCGGAGGAUCAUCAUGGCUAUGAGGCAGACUCCUCUCACCUGCUCCGGGCACACCAGACCGGUGGUGGAUUUGGCGUUCAGUGGAAUAACCCCAUACGGAUAUUUCCUGAUAAGCGCUUGUAAAGAUGGCAAACCCAUGUUGCGCCAGGGAGACACAGGGGACUGGAUCGGGACGUUCCUAGGUCACAAAGGCGCUGUCUGGGGGGCCACUUUGAAUAAAGAAGCCACAAAGGCGGCGACCGCUGCUGCAGAUUUCACAGCUAAAGUGUGGGAUGCAGUCACAGGGGAUGAGGUUCUCACACUGGCACACAAGCACAUUGUGAAGUCUGUCAGCUUCACUCAGGACAGUAAUUACCUGCUGACAGGGGGAAAUGAUAAAGUGUUGCGCAUCUAUGACCUCAGCAAGCCUGAAGCAGAGCCACAGGAGAUUGCAGGCCACACCUCUGCUAUUAAGAAAGCUCUGUGGUGUAACAACGACAAACAGAUCCUCUCGGCUGCAGACGACAAAACUGUGCGGCUGUGGGACAGCAACAGUAUGGAGGUGGUGAAGACUCUCCCCUUCGAUGUGUCUGUGAGCAGCAUGGAGUACAUACCGGAUGGAGAGAUCCUUGUUAUCACCUAUGGGAAAACAAUCGCUUUUUACAACGCACUUAGCCUUGAUUUGAUCAAGACCGUGGAUGCUCCUGCCUCCAUCCACUCUGCCUCCCUCCACCCAGAGAAGGAGUUCUUUGUCGCCGGUGGAGACGAUUUCAAGCUCUACAAAUACGACUACAGCACUAAGGAGGAGAUGGAGUCAUACAAGGGCCACUUUGGGCCGGUCCACUGUGUGCGGUUCAGCCCAGACGGGGAGCUAUACGCCAGCGGCUCAGAGGACGGCACUCUCAGGCUCUGGCAGACUGCAGUAGGGAAAACGUAUGGCCUGUGGAAAUGUGUCCUUCCCGAGGAACUGGUGGCAGAGAACUCGGAUGCUCUUUACUGCACGGCCCCUGAAGUCAAGGCCUGAGUCCCCCAGGCAUGUGCCUAAGACAGCUAGGAGAGCGGAUUGGCCCGGUUCCAUCAGACCACGCCCCCCCACCACCCCCCCACCCAUCAAAGGUGUAAAGCCCUCGCCUCUCCAAUCGGGACUGAAGUGGAGCUCACCUGGGAAUCAGACCAGCGCACCCUUCACACAAAUACAGACACACACACACACACACAUACAUGCACACUACAGGGACGUCCACAGGGGGAAGCAGUAGAGCGGUGAGUGUUCAGUGCCACAGCUGCCUGCUCUCUUUCUGGUGAGGUCACACUCGGACCCGUCUUCUCCCAGCGCCUGAGCCCCAAAGCCCCAAGGCCAGCUUUGAAUCCUUUCAUCUAAAACAGCACAAACUGUUUUGGCUGCACUUGCAGAAUGCCUGAUUUAGCUUUAUUAAGAAAAAUGUGCUUGGGGAAAAAAGAAUACUGUAAAGAACCAGGAAGAAGCAAGAUUAUUUUGUUUCUUAGCUUUUGUUUUUAGGGUCUUCUGUUGUUACAGUUGUAUUUG
Megalops cyprinoides (Indo-Pacific tarpon) is the source of this 1786-nucleotide messenger RNA. RefSeq names its product serine/threonine kinase receptor associated protein (gene strap). Gene Ontology annotation, biological process: spliceosomal snRNP assembly. The transcript is spliced from 10 exons. Gene Ontology annotation, molecular function: protein binding; RNA binding. The coding region runs from base 275 to 1264 and encodes 329 amino acids. The record is from RefSeq and is a predicted model, not a curated record. Lineage: Eukaryota; Metazoa; Chordata; Actinopteri; Elopiformes; Megalopidae. Gene Ontology annotation, cellular component: SMN complex.